Molecule: messenger RNA, 3147 nt
Organism: Xyrauchen texanus (razorback sucker)
Lineage: Eukaryota; Metazoa; Chordata; Actinopteri; Cypriniformes; Catostomidae
Product: regulator of G-protein signaling 5-like
Exons: 5
Coding region: 114-662 (182 amino acids)
Source: RefSeq, a predicted model, not a curated record
AGGCUCUCUCCAUAUAACUUACGAGUGCAGGCAGAAAAAUUCUAAAAGAGAGAAGAGACAACAACUUGUGGUGGUGGACUAACUUUGAAAACCUAAACUAAACAGCUCAGAAAAUGUGUAAGGGAUUAGCUGCCCUGCCCCAGACAUGUCUGGAAAGGGCUAAGGAGAUCAAGACUAAAUUGGGAACUUUGCUUCAGAAGCCAGAGAACUCCAUCGACCUUGUCAUCCCCUACCAAGAAAAGCCUGAGAAGAAACCAGAGAAGCUUCAGAAACCUACACCUGAAGAGGCAGCUCAAUGGCGUGAGUCCCUUGAUAAGGUCCUCUCCAACAGCUAUGGCCUGGCCACCUUCGAGAGCUUCCUGAGAUCUGAGUUCAGUCAGGAAAACAUUGAGUUCUGGGAGGCUUGUGAGGACUUUAAGAAGACUAAGUCCAUGCUGAAAAUGGCCACUAAAGCCAAGAAGAUUUAUGAGGACUUCAUUCAGACUGGUGGGCCCAAAGAGGUAAACAUUGACCACUUCACCAAAGACUUAACACUGAGGAACCUGGUGGAUCUUUCUCCUGCUACUUUUGAGCUGGCUCAGAGCCGGAUCUACACCCUGAUGGAGAAUGACUCCUUUGGUCGGUUCCUGAGGUCUGAACAGUAUCAGGAACUUAUCAAGUAAACUGUCUUAACCAGCUGCAGUGGGGUGGGUGGUAAACACAAGAAAUAGUUAAAAAUCAGUGCCACGUAAUUGUCUCAUAUGAACUUUAUUAUAACCUUUUUAAAUUCAUGUCAUGCAAAACACUACUUUUAUUUUUACUAAAGUCAUUAAUCAUUAAUGGGAAUGGGAUAUGGGAAAGAAACAUUGCCGUUUGUUUCUUGGAAAUCUCUGUUUUAAUAUUAAAUUCCCUAAAUGGUAAACAAAGGAAAACAUGGAGAAACAACACACUUAGUAUAGGAAGCUUCAUUUUAAGUCAAUGUAGAGAAAACAAGUGACAUGCUAAGAUGCACUGCAGUCUCUAGGCACUUGUUGGAUUAUUACUGCUAUUAAAAGUUGCUAAAAUGGGAAUAUCAAGUAGGAGGGAAUCUCUAUAAAGCACUGGGCACAGUAUCUUUUUAUUCCAAUGUCAGUGUUCAUUCCCAUCCCAGUUGAAAAUCAGAUCUUGGAAACCAGAAACAUUCAAAAACCACCAAAGGUUUUAGCAGAAUACGUCCUUAAAACUAGUCUUAAAUAAGAAUGAUCAAACUUACAGCAAAUUGUUAUACAACUAUUACAUCUACAGUAUGUACUGUUGUUACAUCCUAUAUAAUUAUUAAAACUUCCUUUGCCCUUAGCAUGUGCAACUAUUAUAGUGCAAUCAUAUAUUUUAAGAAGUAUGCAAGAUAUUACAAUGUGAAAGGUAUAUUAAACACCAAAAUGUAACACAAGUGUGAUAUUCAGUAUACUUUUGCUAUUUUAUUUUUAAUGAUUUAAUGUGUUUUACCAGACACAAAGACUCCUGCAUGUUUUUAUCUUUAGUAUACUAUUGUGUUGCUGUGUAACUAUAUAAUAAGUUCAUUCAUAUUCAUUUAUACAUGAGCACUGAUAAGCAGGUGCUUCCAAAAGUCCUGACUGAUGCCCCACAAAGGCAAUUUUUACUUUAGUUCACUGCAGGUCAGUAUAAGUCUAAUAUGGGUAUCAUUGAUUGAACUUUACCAACAAAACAAGCCAACAAUAAAGUGAUUCAGACCAAGAAGAAUUGAAUUCAUUGAAUAUGAAUGAAUUUGAUCUUAUUACAAUUUUAUUAGGAGUAUACCAUAUUAACGACUUUGUUAUUAUUAAUAAAAAUAAUUAUAAACCAUAUUACCAUACUGUAUAGUUUUUAGAUUAUUAAUUUGGUAAAGCUUUAAGCAUAAAGCAUAAAAUUGCAUAAAAAUUAGGUAACUGCUGUUUUUUUUUUUCAGAUUCUUCUACAAGAAAUCUGCUUAAAACUGUAUGCAUGUAUGUUUGUAGUUCAUUUGUAGAUCAUAUAAAAUCACUAAUCACAUUAAAGUUCUGAAGAUGUAUUUCUUUUUCAUAUAUACAUAUCGCCUGUUUGCAACAAUUGAUUUUCAUUUAUUCAAGAAAGCUUAUUUGAGUGUUUAAUCCUCAAGUUGAAUAGUUCAAAGUUAAUAUAUAGAGAUUGUCCUUAUUGAUGAAAAACAUCAAGGCCUGAACUUGUUUCUUUGUUCAGCAAGGCUAGUAAUUGAGCAAAGGUAAUUUCAACACUUUAAAGUCUAACUCAAUAGCUUUGUAUUUACUUUGUUGUUCUCUUCUAAAUGACAAAAGUUAUAAAUCAUCAUGAAAGUGGUCAAAUUUGCUUGAUGACACUACAUUUUGACAAGCGAACAGGUGAACAGUUGUCUGAAUCUUUAAAAUGCCAAAUUUAAAUAAUAAUGCAUCUGCUUCCUGACAUUUCCUGAGCCACAAGCUGUUUCCUUCUGUCUUUUCAUUUAGCCACUUGAUCAGAUGGUUUUGAGGUGAUUGAGUAUCAGUGUGGAGACUAGAAAGAUAUAUGAAGAAAAAGAUAUACGUUGGCAAGCAAAUUAUCUGAACCCGUUGGGUUUUCUGUAUUAAUUGGUCAUAAAAUGUGAUCUCAUCCGUAUCAAAGUCACAAGUAUAGACAAACACAAUGUGCUUAAGCUAAAAACACACAAACAAUUAUCAUCUUUAAUGUCUUUACUGAACACAUCUCAUUAAACAUUAACAUUUUCCCUCGAUAAUGACAAGUAGUCCGGGUCCCGAAGCAGCAAAGCAAACCCAAAUCAUGAUGCUACCUCCACCAUACUACACCAUUUGGAUGAUGCUUUCAUGCUUGUAUGCUGUGCCCUUUUUAUGCCAUAUAUAGUGCUGCCUGUUCUUCCCAAACAAUUCAAACUUCAUCAGUCUACAAAACCAGUAGCAUUGUGGAGUGUCAAGGUGGUCUUUGGCAAACUUCAGUUGCACAGCAAUGUUUUUGAUGGAAAGCAGUGGCUUCCUUCGUGGUGUCCUGCCAUGGACACUAUGCUUGUUUAAUGUUAUCUGUAAAGUAGACUCAUGAACAGAGAUUUCAACCAGAUCUAAUUAUUCCUUAGAGUCUCUAGCUUUCCCUCUAUGGUUCUGUACCUGUACUCUGCACAAUGACAAUAAAGUUGAAUCUUAAUCUAAA